This is a messenger RNA of Pantherophis guttatus, 2055 nucleotides long. Lineage: Eukaryota; Metazoa; Chordata; Lepidosauria; Squamata; Colubridae. The record is from RefSeq and is a predicted model, not a curated record.
AUGGUCCCAAAUGAAAGUCAUCUGUAUAAAGGCGUGGUCCAAUUGCUUCUACAUUUCAGAUGGACAUGGGUUGGGCUACUUGCUGUGGAUGAUGAUACAGGGGAACAUUUCUUGGACAACCUGGAGAAGAUGUUCCACAAAAAUGGAAUUUGUUCUGCUUUCAGAAGAAUGCUCCCUAAGCAAGGUCUCUUUCUUCCACUUGAUGAACUUGGAGAGAUGGCAUCAAUUGUCUAUCAGACCUUCAUGGAUAGGCAAGCUAGAGCAUGCAUCAUUUAUGGUGAAAGUAUGACCCUUCUGUGGCUGAGCACUUUAGUGCCUCUAGCAGAUCAUCAAUACGAAGCAAAAAUAUCCCUUGGAAAGAUAUGGAUUACAACUGUCCAGAUUGAUUUUACAGUGACAUCCUUCAUUACUCGUACUUUUUUUAAAAUUUUCCAAGGGACUAUUUCCUUCUCUAUUCACUCAAAUAAGCUUCUGGGGUUCCAAGCCUAUCUUCAGAAUAUAAAGCCUUUUGAGACAGAAGGAAGUGGCUUUCUCAAGAAAUUCUGGGAGCAAGCCUUUGGGUGUUCACUUCCAAAUUUUCAAGAAUCUGAUGACGUCGAUGGUAUAUGCAACGGUAAUGAGAAGUUAAGAGAUCUCCCUAGCCCUAUUUUUGACAUGUGCAUGACUGGUCAGAGUUACAGUGUGUACAAUGCAGUCUAUUCCAUAGCACAUGCUCUACAUGCUAUGUUAUCAUCUAGAUCUCCAUUCGGAGAAAUAAUGAGAAGACAAAGUCUUCAAGAAAUCCAGCCUUGGCAGCUCCACUCAGUUCUUCAAUGCAUUGGGUUUAACAACGCGGCUGGAGAAACAGUGUCCUUUAAUGAAAAUAGAGAACUGGUUGCUGGAUUUGAUAUUGUCAAUUUGGUCAUAUUCCCCAACAACUCUUUUAUUAGAACAAAACUUGGAGAACUGAAUCCUCAUGGUUUUGAAGAACAAAAAAUCACCAUCCAUGAAAGUAAAAUUUUCUGGCCAGAGUUUUAUAAUCAGAUGAUUCCUCUUUCGGUGUGUACAAAUUCUUGCAACCCGGGUUAUCAUAAAAAAAAGAAGGAUGGGAAGAAAUUCUGCUGCUAUGGCUGUGAUCAAUGCCCUGAAGGAAUGAUUUCGAAAUGGAAAGAUAUGGACAGUUGUUUUCACUGUCCAGAAGAUCACUAUGCAAGCAGAACAAGAGACAGGUGUUUUCCUAAAGUAAUAACUUUCCUUUCGUACAAGGAACCUUUGGGGAUCAUUCUCUUCUCAGCAGCCUUUUGUUUUUCUUUAACCACAGUCUUGGUACUUGGAAUAUUUAUUGCAUACCAAAAUACUCCCAUUGUCAAAGCCAACAACCGGGAUCUCACCUACAUUCUCCUCCUUUCCCUCCUCCUCUGCUUCCUUUCUUCUUUGCUAUUCCUUGGAGAACCUAACAAGGUAACCUGCUUUCUCCAGCAAGCUGCUUUUGGCAUUAUCUUCUCAGUUGCUAUUUCUUGUGUGUUGGCCAAAACCAUCAUGGUGGUUGUAGCUUUCAUGGCUACCAAACCAGGGUCCAACGUGAGAAGGUGGCUUGGAAGAAAAAUUUCUAGCUUCACUGUUGUUGUAAGCUCCCUUAUCCAAGCAGGCAUUUGCGUGGUGUGGAUGGCAACUUCUCCCCCGUAUCCAGAUUUGGAUAUGCAGUCACUAGCCAAAGAGAUCAUAGCAAAGUGUAACGAAGGUUCUAUCGUCAUGUUUUAUUUUGUCCUGGGGUAUAUGGGAUUUCUAUCCCUCAUCAGCUUCACUGUAGCUUUCCUCGCCAGAAAGUUGCCAGACACUUUCAAUGAAGCAAAGUUCAUUACAUUUAGCAUGCUAAUGUUUUGCAGUGUUUGGCUGAGCUUUGUGCCAACCUAUCUGAGCACUAAGGGAAAAUACAUGGUAGCUGUGGAGAUCUUCUCUAUUCUAGUCUCCACGGCUGGAUUACUUGGCUGCAUCUUUUUCCCCAAAUGCUAUAUAAUCAUACUGCAUCCUGAGCUGAACACCAAAGUACAGCUGAUAAAGAGGAGGAAGAUCUAA